Molecule: messenger RNA, 675 nt
Organism: Triticum dicoccoides
Lineage: Eukaryota; Viridiplantae; Streptophyta; Magnoliopsida; Poales; Poaceae
Product: zinc finger A20 and AN1 domain-containing stress-associated protein 7-like
Exons: 2
Coding region: 1-675 (224 amino acids)
Molecular function (GO): DNA binding; zinc ion binding
Source: RefSeq, a predicted model, not a curated record
AUGCGGGUGCGGGCGCGGAUGGGCAGAGUUUUCGUCCGCCCUGAUGAUGUUCUUUUGUUUAAUAGUAGUGUAGAUGAUGAUUGUCUUCGACCUCUCGCCACCGUUAUAAGAUCACGCGCGUCUCGGGCUCCCGGCGCCCCAAUAGACCCGCGGAAGUGUUCGCGGACUACGUACGUGGCGGCGAUGGACGCAUCGGCGACGGCGCAGAGGCGCAAGUGCCCUGACAAGGAGGAGACAGCCGGCUUGUGCGCCAACGGCUGCGGCUUCUUCGGCGCCGCCGCCACCGGCAACAUGUGCUCCAAGUGCUACCUGGAGCACGUCAUCAUCGGCACCGCUAACACCGUGGCCGCCUCGACCGGGCCUCCGGAGAAGAAGGCCAAGAUUAUCGUCGCCGUCCCGUCCUCCGAUGGUGCGGCGGCUUCCUCCACCGCAGCCGCACUUGACUCCUCCGUGACGUCCGUGAAGCAGCCGCCGGUGGCGGCGAACCGUUGCGCGACGUGCCGCAAGAAGGUGGGCCUGCUGGGGUUCCGAUGCCGCUGCGAGGGCACCUUCUGCAGCGUGCACCGCUACUCGGAGAAGCACGACUGUGCAUUCGACUACAAGACCACCGGCCAGGAGCAGAUCGCCAAGCACAACCCUGUCGUGGUUGCGGACAAGAUUUCCCGAAGGAUCUGA